Messenger RNA from Penicillium maclennaniae, 207 nucleotides. RefSeq lists its product as uncharacterized. Lineage: Eukaryota; Fungi; Ascomycota; Eurotiomycetes; Eurotiales; Aspergillaceae. The transcript is spliced from 2 exons. The record is from RefSeq and is a predicted model, not a curated record. The coding region runs from base 1 to 207 and encodes 68 amino acids.
AUGCAUUUUAUGAACAUCCUUGUCGCUCUUGUGGUUAGCUCUCCCUUGAUUGCAGCCGCUCCUACUCGAGAGAAUACGCUUCAAUCCCGAGGCUGUCCCAAUGGUUGGGCUUUUUGCGGGUGUACAUCCCAAAGUGGUGCAGGCGACGGUGCUAUUUGCGGUUCCUCUGAUUACCUUGAGGGCCCCUAUACGUGCCCUGGCAACUGA